ACCCCAAUAAGUAUAAAAUUAUUUUCUCAUUUCACCGGACCUCAGUUGAGUGGCGGGAAAGUAAGAACCAUGUCUGCAACCAGAACUCAAGUUGCCGAUUCAUCUACAUCUCCGCCGCUAAGCGAAAGCCGUCGGUUGGAGUACGCGGGCUUGAAGUUCACAUAUGCCGAUGGCUCCGACGACGAGGGUCCACCGUUGGCUGCUGAGCUACCGUCUUGCGUCUACGCGGCGGCACGGGGCCGCCUGCAGCUGCCACUGGCCGCCUACGUUCAUCAGCACACCCGCCAAAUGCACACAGAAGCCCUACUGGAGGCGUCUUCGGAGCCGGAGUUCCAAUGCGGGGGUUCGCCGUACCGCGUGCAGCGCGCUGCUGCCAACGUACGCGAGCGCCGCCGCAUGCUGAGGUCCGGCCCCAAUGGCAGUAUAAACUCGGCGUUCGACGAGCUGCGAGUCCACGUGCCGACAUUUCCGUACGAGAAAAGGCUCAGCAAGAUCGACACAUUGCGUUUAGCCAUCGCGUACAUCGCUCUACUCAGAGAAGUUUUGGACGCCGAUUACGACCCGCUAACUUACGUGGAGAAAUGUCUUCGAGGCGAAAUAAAAGCGGAUCGAGCUCAUUGGAAUACAAGUGAUUUGACUGCGCGUCUAUCUUGGAUCAACUGGGAGAACCUGGGCGUGAAUCCCCAAAGACGUAGCGUCCUCAACUCGCUUGCCCUCAGUUCCGACAAUCUUCACUACAUGCACAAUUGAAUCCCCCAAUUGGGCUUACCCCAAGUACCUACAAGUAAACUACUUCGUAAACUUUUAGUAACUAUGUGUUUAAAGUUUACGAAGAUUACUAAGAUCACAGUCCCCUAUCGUGGUCUAAUAUAAAAUGCGAAUAUCACUUGGAUGAGUUAUGUAAUCGUUCUCCGACGACGACUAGGUGUCAUCGACAUCAAGAUAUUUCCUUCAAAACUAAGAACCAGUUGUUUACCUAAAAACAAUGUUUUAAAAUUCAUGUUUUUCAAAUUUGUUAUUGAAUGAAAAAGCUUAUAUAUUAUAGUGCCCCUUCCUACCGAACCUUUUGGUUAUACGGGAAGGGCAACCUGUGCAAACAAGCCUGCGCGGGGACCUUAACAGUCAGGUCAGCCCGUUGACGUGGACUUCAUCCGGUUCUCAAAAGACUAGUGGCUUGGGAUAGCGCAACCCAGUACAUGUACAGCACCCACCUCCCCUAUUGUCUUAAUAGGUGCCGGAGCUGUUGGCUCGCUUUCCUCUCGUUGUGAAUUGCACAACUACCUAGCAGUAAACACCGCUAAGCCGUUGAGUUUAAAGUCAACUACCGAAUUUCCAUUUUGGUAGCUGAGUGUCGGCACGCUCGCCAGUGUCUCUGAAAUUCCUCUACUAGUUCUCCGAACUAAUCCCUAUCCAUCAGCUGAGUAGAUAGGGGUAAGGCUACAGGUACCUACAGUGCCGCCAAGAAAUAAAAAAUGUUUUGUAAUUAAAUAUUUGUUAAUUGAAUCUAAUCAGUCGGUAAAAUCAGUCCCAAGAAUGUGGCCGUGCGGUACUGUGUACUAAAUACAUACAGAUUCUCUGUCUUUGAUAUUCCUAUAACGUGUCUUCUGAAGUUAUUCGUUGUACAAAAAUUGUGUGUUUACUUAAUGUUAUUAAUGGGAAACUAUAAGAAAUUAAUAAGUAGGUAAUAUAUUGUAUAUAACAUCAAUGUCAACGAUACAUCACUACCUCAAAAUCCUCGAAAAAAAAUGCGUUAUCAUGAUAUAUAUUAGAGAUGAAACGGAUAUUCGAUAACUAAUCAAUAUUCUGCCUUUCCGACCAUCCGGCCUAAUUUUAGUGUGUUUGAAACUGACCAAAAUAUUCAGAUUAUAUACGCCAAAUGUUUUGAUUAGAGAGAUGAAGACUAGCGUCUCUCCGUUAAGAGGCAAUUUCGUUUAUUUUCAUAAACGGCUUCAAAAAAUAUUUCGCAAUAAACGCUUUUAGAAGCCAAGAGUGGAUAGGUACUCUCUCGCAAGCUUCGGUAAAUUUGGGUGCCUACUGCUUAACAUUACA
This is a messenger RNA of Hyposmocoma kahamanoa, 2049 nucleotides long. It is a transcript of the gene Fer2, whose product is annotated as T-cell acute lymphocytic leukemia protein 1 homolog. The record is from RefSeq and is a predicted model, not a curated record. The transcript is spliced from 6 exons. Bases 70 to 750 code for a protein of 226 amino acids. Gene Ontology annotation, biological process: developmental process; regulation of transcription by RNA polymerase II. Lineage: Eukaryota; Metazoa; Arthropoda; Insecta; Lepidoptera; Cosmopterigidae. Gene Ontology annotation, molecular function: protein dimerization activity; RNA polymerase II transcription regulatory region sequence-specific DNA binding; DNA-binding transcription factor activity, RNA polymerase II-specific.